CAAACGUAAAACACAACACAAGCCACCUCCCGCCCUCCCCUGUCUCAGCAUCCCAGCUCCUUUGUUUUUGCUCUGUUUCAUUCUCAGGCCGUGGUGACAAAAACAACAAGCCUUGGCACCAUGGUGGCGAUCGCGGUGCCCUGCACCAUCGACCAGAUCCCGCUAGUAAAAUGCCCCAAGGCCGCGAAUGCUGCGGUGCCGACCAUUGACAUGUCGGCGCCAGGCGCGGCGGCGGCCGUGGCGGAGGCGUGCCGCGGCGUGGGCUUCUUCCGCGCGACCAACCACGGCGUGCCGGCCGCCCUCACCGACGCGCUGGAGUCCCGCGCCGGGGCCUUCUUCGCUCUGCCGCACAACGACAAGCUAGAGCACGCGGCGGCGCGGCCCUUCGGGUACGGCAGCAAGACCAUCGGCCCCAACGGCGACGUCGGGUGGCUUGAGUACCUCCUUCUCUCCCUCGGCUCCAGCACAAUACAUGCAUCCUCUCUGCGACCGUCGCUCCGGGCGGCGCUGGAGGAGUACACGGUGGCGGUGAGGGCUGUGGGCACGCGGGUGCUGGAGCUGAUGGCGGAGGGGCUUGGGCUGGCGGACCGUAGCGCGCUGCGGCGGAUGGUGGUAGACGCCACGGAGAGCGACGAGAUGGUGCGCGUGAACCACUAUCCGGCCUGCCCCCUCGCGUCGAGCGUGACGGGAUUCGGGGAGCACACGGACCCUCAGAUCAUCUCCGUGCUGCGGUCCAACCGCACUGGUGGCCUCCAGAUCAUGCUCCGCGACGGCCGUUGGGUCCCCGUGGCCCCCGACCCCGAUUCCCUCUUCGUCAACGUCGGGGACGCACUCCAGGUACUGACGAACGGGAGGUUCAUGAGCGUGAAGCACCGGGUGGUGGCGCCGGAGGCCGGGAAGCCGUCGAGGCUGUCGGUGAUCUACUUCAGCGGGCCGUCGGCGACGCAGCGGAUCGCGCCGCUGCCGGAGCUGAUGCGGGACGGUGAGCAGAGCCUGUACAGGGAGUUCACCUGGGGCGAGUACAAGAAGGCCGCCUACAAGACACGCCUCGGCGACCACCGCCUCGGCCCCUUCGAGCUCCACGCAGCCAAAGCCGACCACCACUGCAGCAGCAGCAGCAGUAGCAAGGCCGUCCAGCCGACGCCUCCUCAUGUUGCACGAGUUCACUAGCUAGCUAGGCUAUGUUGUAAUUAACCCGGUAAUUAUAAAGCUAAUUGUAGUUGUUGUUAGUAGUAGUUGGGUACGCUUCCUUGGCCAGGUCCAAAACGCACCGGCACGGCAGCACCUGACUCUGCCGCCUCUGCCUGCUCAAUUUGUCAUAUGAUCGAAAGCCUUUGUGGAGUACCUUCCACUGUAGUAGUAGUAGUAGUUGUUGUAGCUGCAGGGAAAUAUGCUGUGUCCCUUGACCCUUUGUUGCUUAGUUUUCACAGGCAGAUAACGGCUUGCCGCAUGCCACUGCCCGGUGUACCGUAGAUAGCUAAGGUGUAUAGUACUUUUUAAUUAGUUAGCACAUGAAUUGUACUGUAUGUGCAGGUACCAGUUUCCGGUACUACCA
This is a messenger RNA of Lolium perenne, 1555 nucleotides long. RefSeq names its product gibberellin 2-beta-dioxygenase 3-like. Lineage: Eukaryota; Viridiplantae; Streptophyta; Magnoliopsida; Poales; Poaceae. The record is from RefSeq and is a predicted model, not a curated record.